AUGACUCAUCUGACAACGAUCAGGAACGAUGCCCUGGACAUUCAGCUCAAGGUGUUUGAGGAGCACAGGGAAGAGGAUCUGAUGGAGCUCAGUCACCGGCUGGAGGACAUCAAGAGUGAACUGGAAUAUCCUCAUCUACUAUGUGUUCAACGUGGUUCAGAGUAUGGUGAAGGACACCGAGCAGAGGUCUACUUCCUCUCCAUCCUACAACACCUAAUGCUCAUCCGGAACGACUACUUUGUCCGGCCCCAGUAUUUUAAGAUCAUAGAAGAGUGUUUAUCUCAGAUCGUUCUCCAUCGCAGUGGGACCGACCCAGACUUCAGCUACCGAAAACGCCUUGACGUGGACUUCAGUGUCCUCCUGGACGUGUGUGUGGACAAGGCUCAGGUAGAAGAGUGUGAGCUGAGAGCUACUGACUUGGCUCUGAAGUUUGACGAGGAGUACUUGGGUCGACAGGAGGCUCAGGCUCAGCUGCUUAAGAGUGAAGAGAAGAUCAAUGAAUUGCAGGCAGAGCUACUUGCCUUCAAGUCCCAGGUAACUCCACACCACACCCACAGACAGACAGACAGACAGACAGACACACACCGGGGUUUCUGUGAGGAAAAUGUGGCCCCGGACAUUUGA
Molecule: messenger RNA, 624 nt
Organism: Oncorhynchus tshawytscha (Chinook salmon)
Lineage: Eukaryota; Metazoa; Chordata; Actinopteri; Salmoniformes; Salmonidae
Product: protein diaphanous homolog 3-like
Exons: 7
Coding region: 1-624 (207 amino acids)
Biological process (GO): actin filament polymerization
Cellular component (GO): cytoplasm; actin filament
Molecular function (GO): actin binding; microtubule binding
Source: RefSeq, a predicted model, not a curated record